CAUGCCGGCCAAAAAAACAAACUUCCCUUUUUACCUGUGGCUUCUCCGAUUGAUCUCUCUCAUCCAUAAGAUCCAUUAUUACCCUCACCAUGACUUACGACUUCGUCGCCAUUGCCUACUCCUUAGCCGUGACGGCUGGAGGCGUGUUGGGCUACGUCAAGAAAGGCUCGCUCAUGUCUGGCAUGGCCGGGGUGGUUUGUGGCGGGCUCUUGGGAUUUGGGGCCUACCAGACCUCGCAAAACCCGAAUAAUUACUAUCUCAGCUUGGGCGUGGCCGGGGUCAUGACCGGGGUGAUGGGUUCGCGGUUCUUGAACUCAGGCAAAAUCAUGCCGGCCGGACUCGUGGCCGUCCUUUCUUUGGCCAUGGUUGUCCGAUAUGGACUCCGAUGGGCCAACGCCGCCAAAACAGCCCCACCACUUCGAAAAGAUUGAUUAUUCAUAGCCUCAAGCAUCGGAAUGGAAUAGGCGCAACCAUUUAUUUUAUCUAUUUCAUCUGCUGUGGCUUGUUUGUUUUGAACACGCGAUUUUGUAUGCUUACGGGGAGUGUGAAUCGAAUAUAUAUUUGCAUUAAGA
Messenger RNA from Tigriopus californicus, 572 nucleotides. Its product is annotated as transmembrane protein 14C-like. The coding region runs from base 90 to 431 and encodes 113 amino acids. Gene Ontology annotation, cellular component: mitochondrial membrane. Gene Ontology annotation, biological process: regulation of heme biosynthetic process. The record is from RefSeq and is a predicted model, not a curated record. Lineage: Eukaryota; Metazoa; Arthropoda; Copepoda; Harpacticoida; Harpacticidae. The transcript has a single exon.